AUGAGCAGGCUAAACGCAGGCGCGUUCGAAUUCGUGCCCGGCCGAUCCUUCAAAGUACCCCAGGCCCAGCCGCAGGCUCCUCCACCACAGCCCAUCGAGCGUCCUCAGCAGAACGAGGCUCCCGCCCCCGCGCCCACCAUCUCUCUCAACAUCGGCGGCACACGGCCCCCUGCUCCGAUUACGCGCGACACCCCCGCAGAAGCGCCUGCGCCGGCUCCAACAGUUUCUUUGAACAUCGGCAGCGUCAAGCCGGCCCCUGCCGCCACUCCUCAGCCUCCAAAACCCAAGGAGCCAGCGCCCCCACCCCACCCCGUAGAUACCCAAAAACCAGCAGCAGUAUCGGCCUCGGUUGCUGCUCCCUCCGCCAAGACUUUUACGACUGACAGGGCAAAGACCGAUGUCACCGCGGUCGCACGGGAUGUGCAAGCAGCUGCCGACGAACAGACCUUGAAAGAUCUCUUCGGACACACCAAGGAACACUUGAACAUCGUCUUCAUCGGUCACGUCGAUGCCGGCAAGAGUACGAUGGGAGGCAACCUGCUUUACAUAUGCGGAAUGGUCGAUAAGAGAACCAUGGAGAAAUAUGAGCGAGAAGCCAAGGAAGCAGGGCGAGAAUCGUGGUACCUUUCUUGGGCGCUUGAUUCCACACCCCAGGAACGUGCCAAGGGAAAGACUGUUGAAGUUGGCCGUGCCUACUUCGAGACGGAUGCUAGACGAUACACCAUCCUUGACGCGCCAGGCCACAAGACAUUUGUGCCGUCCAUGAUAUCUGGCGCGGCCCAGGCCGAUGUCGCGAUCCUCGUCAUCUCCGCCCGCAAGGGGGAAUUCGAGACCGGAUUCGAGAAGGGCGGGCAAACACGAGAGCACAUCAUGUUGGUUAAGACGGCUGGCGUCUCGAAACUAGUCAUCGCGGUCAACAAAAUGGACGAACCUACUGUCCAAUGGGAUCAGACAAGAUUCAACGAGAUCAAAGACAAGCUCACGCCUUUCAUCAAGAUGGCUGGAUUCAAUCCCAAGACCGACGUCACCUUCAUUCCUGUCUCUGCAUACACCGGUGCCAACCUCAAGGAGCGCUUGGACAAAAAAGUCUGCCCUUGGUACACCGGUCCUUCAUUCUUAGAGCACCUCGACAACAUGCCUAUGGUCGAUCGCAAAAUCAACGCGCCGCUCAUGAUGCCCAUCUCCGAGAAGUACAAGGACAUGGGCACGAUCGUGGUUGGCAAGAUCGAGUCUGGCCACAUGCGCAAGGGCGACACGCUCAUCUUGAUGCCGAACAAAGUCGCAGUGGAGGUGGCGGGCAUCAACAACGAAAUGGAGGACGAAAUAGAGCAGGCGUUCUGUGGCGACAACGUCCGCGCGCGGCUACGUGGCAUUGACGACGAGGACAUCAGUCCUGGCUUCGUGCUCACCAGCCCUGGCAAGCCCGUGCAUGCUGUCCGCCAGUUCGAGGCGCAACUGGCAAUUCUAGACCACAAGAAUAUCAUUUGCGCCGGUUACACGGCCGUUAUGCACAUCCAUACUCUAGCCGAAGAAGUGACGCUCAGCAAACUGCUCCAUUACUUCGACAAGGCAACGGGUCGCAAGUCGAAGAAGCCUCCACAAUUCGCCAAAAGAGGGCAGAAGAUCGUUGCUCUUAUUGAAACGGCGCUUCCGGUCUGUGUGGAGCGCUUCGCCGAUUACCCUCAGCUCGGUCGUUUCACGCUUCGUGACGAAGGCAAAACGAUCGCAAUCGGCAAGAUCACCAAGCUCAUCGAGGCUAUUGAUGAAGUUGCAGAGGGUGUCGCACAAGUGUCCGUAUCCUAAGUUAGCCUAGACUGCGGAUCGAUGUGGCAUUGAGAUGCCGUUGUAUUGAUUCCAUGGGAAGCAAUGGCAUCCCUCCAAUUCUCGCCUGUAUACGGCGCGUGAUAUAGCAUCAUAGUGAC
Punctularia strigosozonata HHB-11173 SS5 is the source of this 1922-nucleotide messenger RNA. RefSeq names its product eukaryotic polypeptide chain release factor 3. Lineage: Eukaryota; Fungi; Basidiomycota; Agaricomycetes; Corticiales; Punctulariaceae. The transcript has 6 exons. The record is from RefSeq and is a predicted model, not a curated record. Gene Ontology annotation, biological process: translation; translational termination; nuclear-transcribed mRNA catabolic process, deadenylation-dependent decay. Gene Ontology annotation, cellular component: translation release factor complex. The coding region runs from base 1 to 1803 and encodes 600 amino acids. Gene Ontology annotation, molecular function: GTP binding; translation release factor activity; GTPase activity.